Messenger RNA from Musa acuminata AAA Group (dessert banana), 2791 nucleotides. Its product is annotated as glycerophosphodiester phosphodiesterase GDPDL3. The record is from RefSeq and is a predicted model, not a curated record. Gene Ontology annotation, molecular function: glycerophosphodiester phosphodiesterase activity. Lineage: Eukaryota; Viridiplantae; Streptophyta; Magnoliopsida; Zingiberales; Musaceae. Gene Ontology annotation, biological process: lipid metabolic process. The transcript is spliced from 10 exons. The coding region runs from base 252 to 2570 and encodes 772 amino acids.
CGCGCUCCCCUCUGUUCCCCUCGCCAGUGGAGACCAGCCAAGCCUGCACCUUAAAGUGGUACUACCUACUGUGGAAGUCGGGGCGAAUUCCCAGCCAGCUAGAAACCAAGGCCUCCACCCCCUCCCGCUUCGUCACUUUCUCCCUGUUCCUCUUCUUCCCCUUGUCCCUCCAUUCUCUUGAAUCCGAGCUCGCAGUCACUGGGAACGGCACAGAGAUCUCUGAUUUCUUGCUCUACUUGUGUAGUGACGCUAUGCUGACGAGGAGAGGUGGGUGGGAGCUCUCCUCCUCCGCCUCCUUUUGUGCUGCAUUGCUUCUCUUGCACGUUGCGGUGGUUCUUCCUGGUGUCGUUUCCUCACAAAGCCUCAAGAACUCCAACCUCACCGCCACCUCCCCGUGGCUAACCUUGAGUGGUGGCACCCCUUUGGUUAUAGCCAAGGGUGGGUUUUCAGGGUUAUUUCCUGAUUCCAGUUCAUUUUCUUACAAAUUUUCAUAUGUGGCUGGUUCACCUGAUACCAUUUCAUGGUGUGAUGUGCGGUUGACAAAAGAUGGCAAUGGCGUCUGUCUGCCUGAUAUUGUGUUAGAUAAUUGCACAAACAUUAAAUUGGUAUAUCCUGAAGGAAAGAUGAAUUAUAUUGUGAAUGGCGUGCCUACAUCAGGGUGGUUUUCUGUUGACUAUGAUAUCCAAAAUUUGUCACAGGUCUCACUGGCACAAGCAAUUCUUUCUCGAAGUAAUAAAUUCGAUGCAAGCUUGUUUCCUAUCCUUACUGUUGAAGAUUUGGUGGCACAAGUUAAGCCAGCAAAACUUUGGUUGAAUAUACAGCAUGAUAUAUUCUACAGGCAGCUCAAUUUGGAUAUGAGGAGAUAUUUGCUUUAUUUAUCGAAACAUGAUAUUCCAAGUUAUGUUUCAUCUCCGGAAGUAGGUUUCCUCAGCAGUAUAGUGGGAAGAUUUAGAACGAGCAAGACCAAGCUGAUUUUCCGUUUUCUUGGAGAAGAUACUAUUGAACCUUCUACAAAUGUGACAUAUGGCUCAUUGUUAAAAAAUCUCACUUUUGUCAAGACAUUUGCAUCUGGAAUUCUCAUUCCGAAAUAUUACAUUUGGCCAGUAACAUCCAGUGGCUAUCUAGAAUCUUACACCUCUGUUGUCAUGGAUGCUCAUAGGGAAGGACUGGAAGUUUUUGCAUCAGAAUUUGCUAAUGAUGCAUUGUUUAGCUACAAUUAUAGUUAUGACCCAUUAGCUGAAGUUCUUUCUUUCAUAGACAAUGGAAUCUUCUCUGUUGAUGGUGUUGUGACGGACUUCCCCAUAACCGCAUCAGAGGCCAUAGGUUGCUAUUCUCAUAUAAACAUGAGCAACUCUGACCAUGGAAAACCUUUAAUAAUCUCACACAAUGGAGCUAGUGGAGUCUAUCCUGACUGUACUGAUCUUUCUUAUCAGCAAGCUGUUACAGAUGGUGCUGAUUAUAUUGACUGUCCUGUUCAAGUAACAAAAGAUGGCAUUCUCAUAUGCAUGAGUUCCAUCAACCUCAUGGAAGUUACUACAGUCACAACCUCGCCCUUCAGCUCCCUUUUGUCUGUUAUACCUGAAAUUCAUGAUGGUCCUGGAAUUUUUACUUUUAACUUAACCUGGGAAGAAAUUCAGAAGAAUUUAAAGCCGGCAAUAUCAAAUCCUGAGAUACAAUACAAUAUAUACCGAAAUCCUCUAUACAAAAAUGAUGGAAAUUUCAUGAGUUUAGGUGAUUUUUUGGCUUUUGGAAGGGACAAGGACUUAUCUGGCAUACUGAUCAGCAUUGAGAAUGCUGCAUUUCUGGCAGAAAAAUUGGGAUAUAGUGUGACUGAUGGUGUGAUGAGAGCACUACAAGACUCAGGUUACAGCAACCAGACUGGUCAGGAAGUCAUGAUACUGUCAAAGAAUAGCUCUGUUUUGAUUAAAUUUAGGCAACAAACUAAGUAUGAGCUGGUUUACAUGGUUGAUGAAUCCAUAAGUGACAUGGUCAAUUCCUCAAUUAUGGAUAUCAAACAGUUUGCUCAUAUGAUUGCUAUUAGCAAACAAUCUGUAUAUCCCGUAAGCCAGCAGUUCAUUACUGGUCAAACCAAACUUGUCCAGAAGUUGCAGUCUGCUGGCUUUGCUGUAUAUGUAUAUUUGUUUAGGAAUGAGUUUGUUUCUCAACCAUGGGAUUUCUUGUCAGAUCCAACAGUGGAGAUAAAUAUGUAUGUCCAAGGAGCUGCGGUGGAUGGCAUCAUCACUGAGUACCCUGGGACAGCUGCAGCAUAUAGAAGAAAUACUUGUUCAAAGUUGGGUGAUCAAGCUCCUAGCUACAUGAGUCCUGUCCCAAUUGGUGGCUUAUUGCAGAUCAUGGAUCCUCAGGCUCUGCCCCCUACCUUAGCUCCAAUGCCCUCCCUGCAUGCUGCGGAUGUGGUGGAGCCACCACUCCCUGCUGUUUCACCCAAACCAUCAUCCUUUGGCGCUGGAGAAGAAUCUGGGCUACCACCCUCACAGCCUUCAUACGGGCGACACCUUGUUGCCUCGAUCUUUCUAUCGUUGGUGAUGCUCUGUGGAUCACUACUGGUAUGAUAUGUCACCAUAUUUUUGUUGGGCACACAAUUUUAGCUGCUGAGACUCGGUGUUUCUCUUGAAAAUCGAUGCAUGUAUAUAUUUCCCCCAAAAACAUGGAAGUCAUUUGGAUUUUGCAACCAUUAGGUAGGAGAGUUUGAGUUGAUGCAGUCAAUGUGUUCUUUAAUCCAAUUCUGAUAUCAUGUUGGAUUUUUUUUCUAAAGUAUCUGUGUUUGAGUUAA